GCGCUCCUUCUCCCACUGUCCUCUCUCUCUCUCUCUCUCUCUGCGAAAACCAGAAAAAAGAGGUAAAAACAAAAGAAAACGCUUUCAUUUCUCUGCUUCUAGCGAUGGAAUCCGCCAUGGAAUCUCAGGCUGCGCCACCACCUGAAUCGGAAGACCCUCAGAACGCUGAGACAGAGGACGAUGUCUUGUUGUCCAAGGCCCAAAAGCUGAUGGCCAAGAUCACCUCUUCUCCCGCAAACCCUAACCCUAACGUCCUACACUCUCUCGCUUCCAUGCUUGAGACCCAAGAAUCCAGAUACGUGCAGGAUUUGGGUCAGUCCUCUUUCAAUAAUGGUCGUGCUUCUCAUAAUAUCGGAAAGCUGGGGAGCGCAGUCAGGGAAAAUGAUGAGUUCUUUGAGUUGAUAUCAUCUAAAUUUUUAUCAGAAAGUAGAUACUCUGUUAGUGUCCGUUCAGCUGCUGCGAGGGUGCUUCUCAGCUGUUCUACAACCUGGAUGUAUCCACAUGUUUUUGAAGAUGCGGUGCUGGAGAAUAUCAAACAAUGGGUGAUGGAUGAUGCGGCAAGAGUUUCUGGUGAUGAAUGCAAUGGAAAGCUCAAGUUGAGGAGAAAUAAGUCCUUCGAUUCUGACAUGUUUAGGACCUAUGCUACUGGACUUCUUGCUUUAGCCUUGGAUGGAGGUGGUCAAGUGGUGGAAGAUGUGUUGACAUCAGGUCUAUCAGCCAAGCUUAUGCGUUAUCUUCGCACGCGGGUCCUUGGGGAGACGAAUACGAGUCAAAAAGAUAUUAGCUAUCUAUCGGAGUCUAAGCAUGCUUCUGGUCCUACGUGUGUAAGGAGUCGAGAAGAAAGUAGAAGCAGGUUCCGGCAGGUUCUGGAUGCAACCCACGUGGACGGUCCAAGGACUGGAGAUGAUGGGGUUUUAGACGAUCAUAAUGCCGAAAGAGAUCAUGAUAGAAGUAUUAGUAUCAGGCAGGUGCGUGGAGAAGAGUGCUGGGUAGAUGGUGAAGAGUCAUUAAAAUCUCGAGAAUUUGCUGAUGGUUCAACAGAAGUGGUUGGUAUGUAUGAGGUUGAUGGGGAGGAUGUUGACUUGAUUGGUGAGGACAGAGGGGUUGGUGAUUUGCGUGAUGGAAAGGCAAAAGUUGGUGACAGGUUUGGGAUGAACAGGCCCAUGAGAGAUGAAGAUGCUGAUGAAAAUGUAAGAGACGAGUCUACAAGGCGCAGGGCAAUCCGAGGAUGGGCAAGGAUGAGAGGGAAGGGAAGGAUUCAUGAAGGCGUAGCAGAAAAUGAAAGGACUCUUGCCUCUCCGGGAACUGGGCUACGUUCAGGAGGACAGGGACGGAGCAUCCGGGACAGAAACCUAUCGAAAAAUGCAGACAUAAAAAGAUUACCGGAUGCAAAGAAGUACCCAAGUGGGACUGCUGAUGAUGUUUCUGCCAUAGAAAGAGAGGACAACGAUGACCGCUUCAUAGAAUGUAAAGUUGGAACAAAGGACAUCUCAGACCUGGUAAAGAAAGCAACAAGAGCUGCUGAAGCCGAAGCUAGAGCAGCCAAUGCACCUGCUGAGGCAAUCAAAGCAGCUGGCGAUGCUGCUGCUGAACUUGUUAAGACUGCUGCUUUAGAGGCGUUGAAAAAUACAAAUGAUGAAGAAGCUGCUGUUUUGGCUGCUUCUGAAGCUGCUUCUACUGUUGUCGAUGCUGCUAUGGCUAUUGAGGUCUCAAGGAGCUCCAAAGAUGUCAAUGCGGAUUCGUCAAGUUCGAAGGCCUUCGAACCCGAAGUAGAUGAGGAGUUGGAAGAAUUUUUUGUAUUAGAUGAUGAAUCUCUUGCACAGCUGAGAGAGAAAUACUGCAUCCAGUGCCUUGUAAUUCUAGGGGAAUAUGUUGAAGUUCUAGGUCCUGUUCUGCAUGAAAAAGGCGUGGAUGUCUGUCUCGCUUUACUGCAGCGAAGUUCUAAGCAGAAAGAGUCAUCAGAAACCUUUAUACUUCUGCCUGAUGUGCUGAAACUAAUUUGUGCUUUAGCUGCUCACCGGAAAUUUGCUGCGUUAUUUGUGGACCGGGGUGGCAUGCAAAAAUUUCUUGCUGUUCAAAGAGACUCUCAGACCUUCUUUGGUCUUUCUUCAUGCUUACUUACCAUUGGUUCUCUUCAGGGGAUCAUGGAACGUGUAUGUGCUCUUCCUUCAGAUGUUGUCCACCAGGUUGUUGAGUUGGCUCUUCAACUCCUGGAGUGCCCCCAAGAUCCAGCCAGAAAAAAUGCAGCCAUAUUUUUUGCAUCUGCAUUUGUCUUCAGAGCAGUCCUGGACUCUUUUGAUGCACAGGAUGGUUUACAGAAAAUGCUGAACCUUUUACAUGGUGCAGCUUCUGUCAGAUCAGGCAGUAAUUCUGGAACAUUGGGCCCAUCUAACCUGGGAUCACUUCGAAAUGAUCGAUCGCCUGCGGAAGUGCUGACAGCAUCAGAGAAGCAGAUAGCUUACCAUACCUGUGUUGCACUACGCCAAUAUUUCAGAGCCCAUCUUCUCUUGCUUGUUGAUUCUCUUCGUCCUAACAAAAGCAAUCGAAGCGGAGCCCGUAAUGUCUCUAGCGCAAGGGCUGCCUAUAAGCCACUCGACAUCAGCAAUGAGGCUAUGGAAGCUGUAUUUGUUCAGAUACAGCGAGACAGAAAGCUUGGACCUUUAUUUGUGAGAGCUCGUUGGCCUGCAGUCGACAAGUUCUUAGCCUCCAAUGGACAUAUCAUUAUGUUGGAGUUGUGUCAAGCCCCACCCGAUGAGCGUUACUUGCAUGACUUGGCCCAAUAUGCAUUGGGUGUCCUGCAUAUAGUUACAUUGUUUCCUUCCAGCCGCAAGCUAAUUGUGAAUGCCACGUUGAGCAACGAACGUGUGGGGAUGGCAGUUAUUUUGGAUGCAGCCAAUGGUGCUGGCUAUGUGGAUCCUGAGGUGAUUCAUCCUGCACUGAAUGUUUUAGCUAAUCUUGUUUGCCCUCCUCCUUCGAUCAGUAACAAACCUCCUGUGCUUGCACAAGGUCAGCAAUCUGUAUCAGUUCAGACCUUAAAUGGUCAUGCUACAGAUAACAGAGAAAGGAAUGCUGACAGAAAUAUUUCAGAUCGAAAUGCUUCCUUGCCCACUCAGAAUGAGUCAAGGGAGCGAAAUGGGGAACCUAGUGGAGUGGAACGGGGCAGUUCAGUGGUGCCUGCUGUAGGCAAUAGUUCACAGACUGCUGUGCCUACUAUUGCUCCUGCAGUAGUUGGAGAUCGGAGGAUAUCUUUAGGUCCUGGAGCAGGUUGUGCCGGCCUUGCUGCACAGCUAGAACAAGGAUAUCGCCAAGCAAGGGAUGCUGUGCGUGCCAACAAUGGUAUAAAGGUUCUUUUGCAUCUUCUCCAUCCUAGGAUAUUUACACCUCCAGCUUCUCUCGACUGCCUACGCGCUCUAGCAUGCCGAGUCCUGCUUGGUUUAGCCAGAGACAAUACAAUUGCACACAUAUUAACAAAGCUUCAGGUGGGAAAGAAGCUAUCGGAACUUAUUCGAGAUUCAGGCUCCCAGGUGUCAGGAACUGAGCAGGGAAGAUGGCAAGCUGAGCUGGCCCAAGUGGCUAUCGAGCUAAUUGCGAUCGUAACCAAUUCAGGGCGUGCAAGUACAUUAGCAGCCACUGAUGCUGCUGCUCCUACAUUAAGGCGCAUAGAAAGAGCUGCAAUAGCUGCAGCCACUCCUAUAUCUUAUCACUCCAGGGAGCUGUUACUCCUUAUACAUGAACAUCUCCAGGCUUCCGGCUUGACCACCACUGCUACUUCACUACUAAAGGAGGCUCAGCUGACACCUUUGCCAUCCUUAGCUUCACCGCACCCUCUCCCCUACCAAGCUUCUGUCCAAGAAACAUCGUCACUACAAAUCCAGUGGCCAUCAGGCCGUGCUCCCUGUGAGUUUCUUUCUGAUGCAUCAAAGAUAACACCACGGGAUGAGAACACCAAUGUGAGGAAUGAUUUAACUGUUUCUUGUUCAAAGAAGAAGCCAUUGGUGUUCUCGUCUAGUGUCAGCUCUCAGGGAAAAAGCCAGCUAUCAUCUCAGCCAUCAUCAGUUGUCAAGCUCUCCAGUGCUUCAAAAAAUCCAUCUGCAGCUGUGGGGACAUCAGAAAAUCCAGCAUCGUCUGUUUUCAGACCUAAUUCAGAUACCGAUCUCCCAUUUAAGACUCCCAUAGUGUUGCCCCUGAAAAGGAAGCUAAUGGAUAGGGACAAUGGGUGUGCAUCACCAGUUUCCAUGAAGCGACUAGCCACAGCUGAUGUUGGAUUUCAGUCACCUGUCUGCCAGACACCCAAUACUGCCCGUAAAAGCAGUCAACCAAUGGAUGGUGUUGGAAUUUCUGUGACUCCAAGUUCAAAUUUACGGGAUCCAUUUGGGAGGUCAACUCCGUGUUGCAUUCUUGUAGAUAACUUGGAUGAUGUGCAAUACAAUAGCACUCCUGGGGGUCAAAUGACUCCCUCUGCCUUCCAACUUGGUCUUGUAGCUGAUCCACAAGCUGGAAACAUAGAGCGAGUAACACUUGAUUCAUUAGUGGUGCAGUAUUUGAAGCACCAGCAUCGCCAGUGCCCAGCUCCUAUAACCACUCUGCCGCCGCUCUCCCUUUUGCAUCCACAUGUCUGCCCAGAACCAAGCCGGAACUUCGAUGCACCUACAAAUGUAACUUCUCGGCUGAGCAUGCGGGAGUUCAGGAACCUGUAUGGUGGGAUCCGUGGCCACCGCAAGGAUCGUCAGUUUGUCUACAGCAGAUUCAGGCCAUGGCGUACUUGCCGUGAUGAUGUUGCGCCCUUGUCGUGCAUUACUUUUCUUGGAGACUUCACCCGGAUUGCGACGGGGAGCCAUUCUGGAGAACUUAAGAUAUUCGAUUCAAACAGCGGGAAUGUGCUGGAGAACCAUUCAUGCUGCCAGUCGCCGAUUACACUUCUUCAGUCAGCCCUGUCUGGUGACACACAGCUGUUGCUCUCUUCAGGUGCCCAUGAUGUGCGGCUGUGGGAUGCAUAUUCUGUCUCAGGUGGGCCCAUGCAUUCAUUCGAACGGUGCAAGUCUGCACGAUUCAGCCACUCAGGGGCCAUGUUUGCAGCCCUGUCAGCGGAGGCUGAACCAUCUCGCCGUGAAGUCCUACUGUAUGAUAUCCAGACCUGCAAUCUGGAACUGAAACUCUCGGAUACCUCCACUACACCAGCAGGGACGGUUCGUGGGCAUGCACAAUCACUUAUACAUUUUAGUCCUUCAGACACAAUGCUUCUCUGGAAUGGUGUCUUAUGGGAUCGAAGGGUUUCUCGUUCUGUCCACCGUUUUGACCAGUUCACAGACUAUGGGGGUGGUGGCUUUCAUCCUGCUGGGAAUGAGGCUCUGGAACCAGCCAUUGCAGAGGUUCACAUCAGUGUUGCAUAAUGUAUGUCUGCGAAAGUAGGACAUACUAUAUUUAGCUUACUGGAGCAGCAUAUUAUCUUAGUGAAAGGAAUUACAAGGCCCUCUGACACAUCACUCACACGCAUGCACACACACACACACACAAAACCUGAAAGGUCCUGCUUCAUCAGAAUGUAAUAGUGUCCUGAUGUGCUAUUUUGUACAUUUAGGGCCAAUGGUUCGGGCAUCCUGACUGUUGACCCGAAGGAAACUUCAGUUGAUGGGUGAUGCCCAAAUAUUACCUGAUUAGAUGAUCUUCCCUGGUGGACCAGUGGCCUAAAAAUAAAGGUUUAGGGAGAAAACAUAGCAAUGGUCUAAACUAACUGUCAUUGGUACUGGAUAGAUAGAAUCAUCCAAGCUGGAGCAUUUUUGAGACGUCCUCAUCAACGGUUGGGCGAUUCAUAUAAACAGUCUGAAUCACCAAAAUAUGGACCCUGCUUAUGCAAAAUGGAAGCAUGAGGAGAUUCAAGACCCUAUCCAUGCUCACAUGCAUGGGGUCCUUGAGGGAAUGUGUGGAUACACGGAAUCCAAGGCAAAAAAAGAGAGGAAAAAAUAAUUAAUGCAGUGAUUUCUUUGAGAACGAUUGAAAAAUGGAUUCCCAAUUUGAGUUCUUGCUCGGAUGGCAAGUGGAAAUCUAAUAUUCCUCUCACAAAACUCACCCAGUUCCUUGUGCCAAGAAUCCAAAUUAUGGAAAAGUGUAAUAAUUGCUUGGUAGAAUCCUUUUUCUUUGUUAUCCAAACAACACAAAUUGCCACAUCAAAGGAAAAACUCUUUUCCUUUUCCAUAGUUUGGCAUGGAAUCCAUAAUUUCCAAACACGGCCUAAAAUUCCUCUUCUAUUGAGAGUCAACAGCUUCAAAGAAAUUUAUUUUAGUAUUUUCUAAAGGGGCUAAACUGGUAUUUUUCACUCUCACUUAACAGCGACUUGCACAUGAAAAUUUGUGAUCUGAAGUGAUCAGUUUGGCUGAUCCUUAUAUGGACCUUACCAAAAAUUUCACACUCAUUUGACCAUACUAAUUCUUUUGGAGGACUUCUACGGAAGGAAAGUAGAUGGUCAUAAAAAGUCAACCAAGGACCUUGAUAUUCCACUUCUUUCCUAAUGACCCCUCCUACCCUAGGGAUAGGAUUUUCCAACUGGGACAUUCCCAUCCAAGGUAGGUGCCUUCAUGACGAUCCAUUUGUUCGAUCUGGUACACUUUCUCCACGCGUUCAAAAAACUGAAUCCCUCAUUAGCUGAUCACCAAGAAAGUCUCCAACAUUCUAGGGUUUUCCCCCAAAGGUGAGUACUGAAUCUGCAAGUGAAUAUUCCUUCUACUAUGAAAUCUGGAUUGUGGAGUAUUUUUUUUUAAUUAUUGGUAGAUUGCAGGAUCUUCUUUAUGGAAAUCUAAUGAAAUAGGUGAUAAUUUUUAGUAAGUGAUCUCGACUGUAUUGGCUGACCCCAAUUAGUUGGAUAAGACUUAGAUGAUGAUGAUGAUUAUGAUCAUGAAUGCAUUGCACCAUUUUUCUUCCAAGUUCUGAUGAACAAAAGAAAGGACUAAAGCUACUGAAGUGGACAUGAUGGUAGACACACACAUGAUUUGUGCUUGAGGUGUCAUGUGUGUAUGACAUCUAGCCAGCAGAAAUCCGGGCCCAACCUAGGUGACUUCCAUAUUAAGUGGGCUUCUACCAUGAUUCAGUGUCCCAAUUUUCUCUUGUUGUUUGACGGCAUGGCUCUGAGUCCUUGGAAAUUAAAAUUUCACAUUCCAGGAAUUGGAGAUCUGUCUUCCAAGAGGAGAGUUGUAUUUUCUAAUUUUUUGAGGGAUGUGAAGCGUCAACAAAGCCGAUUUUCUUACAAACGAGGGAGGGGUGCAAUUCUGGAUUUGGUUCCUUGGUUCUUUUCCCUUUGUUGUGGCUUUGUUUUCCUUCUAUUGAUAAAAUUUCGGUUAUCGUUAGCCAAAAAAAAAAAAGAGUGCUGGUCCACACCAGAAGAUCACCUGGCACAAAAUAAGCUCAUCCAUUCAUCAUGUGGGCUGCCCCACAAGAAAACAAUACGGCUCUGCCUGGAAGUACACGUGUGGCUGCCUGAUGAAUGGAUCAACCUGAUUUAUGCAUGGGGAUCCUCUUGGACAUGUUGGAUGUUGUUGAUGCGACGUUUUGACAUUAACACACACAUCUCACACUGUUUAGUUUGUAAAUGCAUAUAGAAAAAUGUAUUACAUCUGAACUAUAUAAAUAGCAUAUAAAUGCCUAUUAAAAGCAGUAGAAAUACGAAAUGUAGCUAUAUAACAUUCAAUUGUUAAACACAAGUUAUAGUUUAUUUGACAUUUGGGGUUUUAUUAAUCACUAUUUCAAACAAGUGAAAAUAUCUUAUUAGAGGGAAGAUGAGCGUUGUUCCUCAUUUGGUAUGUCCACUAGAUUUUGAAAUGAUAAUCAUGUUUCUGUAACUGACCUUUGUUGGUUCUUGGUCUGGUCUAAGGGCCUGUUUGGAUGUAACCCAAAAAAGGGACGGCAACACUUACUACAUCCUUCCAUGUUAACAACUGGUGGUGGUUAUCAUCAUAUUUCUCAUUUGGGGAAAAGGACUGUCACACCCACAUUUUUGGGACGUUCCACACAGGUCCUAAAUAUCAACGAAUACAAGUAUUUCAUUCAUGCAAUUUUCUGCCUGGAAGUGAGAUGCCAGCAGGACCCAAGCCCCAAAAAGUAAGGUUGAUAUCAGGUGGCCUGUUGGUCCAACACUUUGCCCCAGCAAUAUGAGAAAUCCUGUUCCUCUCUUCUUCCAAGAUAGGACAUCCCUGGAAGCAGGCCUGGACCUCGGAUGGGAAGGAGUGAUUGGUAGAGUUUGAUUGUCAAGCCAUUCCCCAAUAGCUGGGACAGAUGAGGAUGAUGUAGAAGAGGCUGUUCAAAAUGUGCACCGAGAGUUGUUGUCCACAGUAUCGACUGGCAUUGUGGGUGACAAUGUUAACCAAACUGUGCGAAAAUUCACAUAAUGAAUUGCUUGCAGAACUGAAUAAUGCUGGGCGGGAAUCUUAAAACAUUUUGAAAUUGCCAUUUGAAAAUUUGCAUUUUGAAA
Messenger RNA from Magnolia sinica, 8458 nucleotides. Its product is annotated as DDB1- and CUL4-associated factor homolog 1. Gene Ontology annotation, molecular function: protein binding. NCBI's taxonomy places the organism in Eukaryota, Viridiplantae, Streptophyta, Magnoliopsida, Magnoliales, Magnoliaceae. Bases 105 to 5390 code for a protein of 1761 amino acids. The record is from RefSeq and is a predicted model, not a curated record. The transcript is spliced from 14 exons. Gene Ontology annotation, biological process: protein ubiquitination. Gene Ontology annotation, cellular component: Cul4-RING E3 ubiquitin ligase complex; nucleus.